This is a messenger RNA of Odocoileus virginianus texanus, 892 nucleotides long. The record is from RefSeq and is a predicted model, not a curated record. Lineage: Eukaryota; Metazoa; Chordata; Mammalia; Artiodactyla; Cervidae.
GGGAGGCAGGCUUUCCUGAGAGUACUUCCCCCUUCCUUCUCCUUUAACUUUUGCCAAUGGGGCCACAACCAGCUUUCUCAUUUGGUAGCAGAAGCUUGAUGGUGCCUUUUCCUCCAAUAUCAGAGGCUGAAGUUCCCAACAAACUCAAGCCCACCAGCAUCUUGCUGCCCAGAAAGGUUGGAGAUGGCAGUCUUUCCAAACUCCUGCCUCCCGGGGUGUCUGCUUAUUUUCAUUCUCCUCCAGCUGCCCAAGUUGGAUUCUGCUCGUUUUGACGUGAUCGGACCCCUGGAGCCCAUCCUGGCGAUGGUGGGUGAAGAUGCAGAGCUGCCCUGUCGCCUCUCCCCCAACGUGAGCGCCGAGGGCAUGGAGCUGCGCUGGUUCCGGGAGAAGGUCUCGCCCGCGGUGUUCGUGAGCCGAGAAGGGCGAGAGCAGGAGGGAGAGGAGAUGGCUGAGUACCGGGGAAGAGUGUCGCUGGUGGAGGACCACAUCGCCGAGGGCAGCGUCGCUGUGAGGCUCCAGGAGGUCAAAGCCUCUGAUGAUGGGGAGUACCGAUGCUUUUUCAGGCAGGACGAAAACUACGAAGAGGCCAUCGUGCAUCUGAAGGUGGCUGCUCUGGGCUCUGGUCCUCACAUCAGUAUGGAAGUUCAAGACAGUGGAGAGAUCCAGCUGGAAUGUACCUCAGUGGGAUGGUACCCAGAGCCCCAAGUACAGUGGCGAACUCACAAGGGAGAAGAGUUUCCAUCCAUGUCAGAGUCCAGGAAUCCUGAUGAAGAAGGUUUGUUUACUGUGAGAGCUUCAGUGAUCAUCAGGGACACCUCCAUGAAGAAUGUGUCCUGCUGUAUCCGGAACCUCCUUCUUGGCCAGGAGAAAGAAGUAGAGAUUUCCAUACCAG